Messenger RNA from Schistosoma curassoni, 864 nucleotides. NCBI's taxonomy places the organism in Eukaryota, Metazoa, Platyhelminthes, Trematoda, Strigeidida, Schistosomatidae. The record is from the annotation of a GenBank genome assembly.
AUGGCCAUCUGCGUUUGGUUUCAGAAUCGUCGUAGUAAAGAACGACGUAUGAAACAGUUGAAUGCCCUUGGUGCACGUCGAUCAUUCUACAGAAAUCCAAGGAGAUUACGUGGUAUAAGAUCAGGGAUAUUAUCCAAUGAGCUGAACUCAGGAGGUCCAGGUGAUAUGAUAACCAAUUCUGCUUACCAUGAAUAUCUAGUAGGACCUAGUCCCGAUAUUUACAAUGCUAUUGCUUCAGCUACUGCAAUCGCAUCAGGUGUUCCUUUUAAUUUGUCUGGUGCAAUUCCUAGUCUGACAGGAAUUUACCCUCUAUCACAAGCACAUCCACUUCCUUCAAACGACUCAGUGAUCUCAGGUACAGCAGCACACUUAUUGAACAGUGAUACAGGAUCUUUUCAUAAUGACAAUACACCACAUUUCAGUCCUAAUCCAUCUCAUUUAACACAAAAUUUUCCAUCAAAUUCACUCAAUUGUCUUCCGUAUAAUCCAACAAAUUUAUCUGGUUCAAGUGGAUUUCGGGCAGAAACAAAAUCAGAUUUAUUAUAUACUCCAUCUUAUUUUCCUUCAUCAUCUUCAUCGUCAACAUCAUCAAUGUCUUCACAACAAUUAGUAAAAUUCCCACUUUAUAAUAGCACGAAUCAAAAUUGUUCACCAAAUGGAUCAAUAUUUUCAUUAUCUGAUCCUAGAGAUUUCCAUUUAUCUAAUUUUCUUGAAAGUAAUAAUAAUAAUAUGAAAUCAUAUAAUUCAACAUGUCAACCUAAUCCGUUAACAAAUCGACCAGUUCAUAAUUCAAUGGGAAUAAAUUUUAGAAAUUUACCUCCGCCAGUCUUUGAUGAAAUUAUAUGUAGACCGAAUUUAGUAUAA